CAAAAAAAAGAGUUCUGCAGACAAUAAGCAGCCAGCCUGUACUGAUCCAAACCCCGGAUUCUAAAACUUUACAAUGGAGAUUCCAAUAUUUACAGUUGAUGCAUUUACUAAUUUACCCUUUAAAGGAAAUCCUGCAGCAGUCUGUCUGUUAGAGAAUAAACUGCAGGAUGAGCUCUAUCAGAAAAUUGCAGCGGAGAUGAACUUAUCAGAGACUGCAUUUGUCACAAAGUUGAAACCAACAGACAGCUUUUCUUCAGGGGCAAGAUUUGGCCUGCGCUGGUUCACCCCUACAAAUGAAAUUGCUCUGUGCGGUCAUGCAACACUGGCUUCAGCAGCAGCGCUCUUUUACAGAAAAGAAAACCCUAACCCUGUGGUGGAGUUUGAGACUUUGAGUGGAGAGCUGCAGGUCCGGCAGCAUGGCGAAUCUCUAGUGAUGAACUUCCCUCUUAACAAACCGGAAGUUCAGGAUUUCAACAAAUUCAGUAAUGUGAUAAAGGCUACUGUGGGAGAUCUACCUGUUCAGGAGGUUUGCUACUGUAAAACCACAAAGAAGCUUGUAGUGCGUCUGGCUGAUACAUGUGACAGGUCAGCUCUUACAUCUCUGAGUCCGGUGGCUGAGACUCUGCUGAAAAGUGAAAGCAGUGGAAAGGUUAAAAGCAUCAUCAUUACAAGUAAAGGGGCUCCAACUGUACAGCCUGGAUACGACUUCUUCUCCCGCAACUUCGCCCCAUGGAAUGGCAUCCCAGAAGAUCCUGUGACGGGAUCUGCUCAUACUGUCCUUGCUGCGUACUGGUCCGAGAAACUGGGCAAGAAGAAAAUGUUAGCUUAUCAGUGCUCUAAACGUGGGGGUGAGCUGGAGCUGGAAGUAAGAGAUGACGGCAGAGUGGACAUCGCUGGUCGAGCAGUGGUCCUUCUUCAGGGAACCCUAAAACUCUAGAGAAACCUGCAUAAAGACUGCAUAAUCAAACGGAAGCUGUCACAACAAGGCCAUUUUAGUGAAGAGGACAAAUAAAAUAUAGAUUUAUUCAAUAAAAAAUACCUUUCAAACUUUG
This is a messenger RNA of Astyanax mexicanus (Mexican tetra), 1052 nucleotides long. Its product is annotated as phenazine biosynthesis-like domain-containing protein 1. Gene Ontology annotation, cellular component: cytoplasm. Lineage: Eukaryota; Metazoa; Chordata; Actinopteri; Characiformes; Acestrorhamphidae. Bases 74 to 937 code for a protein of 287 amino acids. Gene Ontology annotation, biological process: biosynthetic process. The record is from RefSeq and is a predicted model, not a curated record. Gene Ontology annotation, molecular function: isomerase activity. The transcript has 9 exons.